AUGAGCGACAACCAGGAAGCAUCAGAUGCUGAGGACACGACACCGUCCGAGAGCGCGACCUUGCCGCUCCGGCCGCACUCCGACCGCCCCACUUGCAACAAGACCGGCGUGUGCUCCCGCUCCUACUUCGUAGUAGUGAUGGUGUUUUUUCAUGUAUACAUCAUCAAUGUUAUUGCACUGCUGUUUUACGUGCACUACAAUAGCGGGCAGGAAGAUACCAGCCAGGGUCGUGAUGCUCCGAGCAGCAACCAGCAGCCAGAGUCGCCACGUCCGCCAUCAAAGCCCGAGUUUCUGCGCGUCAGUUCUCUGACAAGGAUCGAGGGGAUUAGGGUGGGACACGUCCAAAAGGUGUCACUGAUGCAAAACAAAGUGCAUGAAAUGAGGACUUUGAGUAUGAAACCUCUGCUUUUUGAGAUCCCUGGGUUUUUGUCGGAUGAUGAGUGCCGUGUUGUGAUGCAGCUUGCACAGCUAAAGGGUCUAAUGGAGAGCCAACUGAUGGUGCAGGAGGGUCAGGAAGAGCUGGCUAAGGAGCUCAACCUGAGUCCAGACGAGAUCUUCAACCUUCUUGAUAUCAACCAAGAUGGACAGUUGCAGCUUCAUGAGAUACUGACUCAUUCUCGAGUAAGGGACGGCAUCUGGCUCACACCGGAGAAUCUGCGAGAAAUCUAUACUGGUCUCAAAGCUGACAAGGAUGGCGAUGGUUUGCUGAGUCUAGAAGAGUUCAGGCUUCUGAGCAACGAUGCCUUCCAGCGCUUCCUGCUGCAGCGAGGGGUGAAGAGGAGUCAGAUGGUGAGGAACAGCAGACACACGUGGCUGUAUCAGGGCAAAGGAGCACACCAGGUCCUCCAAGACAUCAAGACGAAGGUGACUCGCCUCACUCGGCUCCCUCCCUCAUUAGUGGACCUCAGUGAGCCGCUACAGGUGGUUCGGUAUGAGCAGGGAGGACACUACCAUGCCCACCAUGACAGCGGCCCUGUGUAUCCUGAAACUGCCUGCACACACACACGUCUCGCGGCCAACACCUCCACUCCUUUCGAGACGUCUUGCAGGUACAUCACAGUUCUCUUCUACCUGAACUCUGUUGAGGGGGGCGGGGAGACCGCAUUCCCUGUGGCAGACAACAGGACCUAUGAUGAAGUGUCCCUCAUACAGAAUGAUGUGGACCUUUUGGACACCAGAAGGAAUUGUGACAAGAGUAACCUGAGGGUGAAACCUUCCAAAGGGACAGCUGUUUUCUGGUACAACUAUCUUUCGGAUGGAAAAGGUUGGGUAGGAGAGCAGGAUGAAUACGCUCUGCAUGGAGGGUGCAUGGUCACCCAGGGCACUAAGUGGGUUGCAAAUAAAUGGAUCAACAUCGACCCGGAUUACCAGCGACAGGCUCGCUACCAGCAGCUGGUUUCACAGCAGCCAGAAGACGAUGAUGAUGAAGAUCUGACUCUAAACCAGGACACGCAGAGUUCUGAUAUCCAUCAAGACUUGUAGCUCAUAAACCAAAAUGAAAAAGAAAA
Trematomus bernacchii (emerald rockcod) is the source of this 1508-nucleotide messenger RNA. RefSeq names its product prolyl 4-hydroxylase, transmembrane (endoplasmic reticulum) (gene p4htm). Gene Ontology annotation, cellular component: endoplasmic reticulum. The record is from RefSeq and is a predicted model, not a curated record. The coding region runs from base 1 to 1482 and encodes 493 amino acids. NCBI's taxonomy places the organism in Eukaryota, Metazoa, Chordata, Actinopteri, Perciformes, Nototheniidae. The transcript is spliced from 9 exons. Gene Ontology annotation, biological process: peptidyl-proline hydroxylation to 4-hydroxy-L-proline. Gene Ontology annotation, molecular function: calcium ion binding; L-ascorbic acid binding; procollagen-proline 4-dioxygenase activity.